GGGCCCCACAGGGGGGUGCAACCGGGUGAUGGCGGUGGUAACUGAGAACGGCCGCAGCCUUGGAAUUUGGCGUUCCACGCUGACUCGAUGCAAUGAAGUCAGCAGGCCGUUCUAACGAGACAAGCUGUUCUGUUCCAUAUUCGCUGUGUUUUGCCUAUUUCCAGCUGGGAUGGUGUUGCAGUGAUACUGACAUAUUGGGAAAACAACGAUGCUAGUCAGAUAUAUUCACUCUGAUAGAAGAUCUCGUUCGUCUGAGCGGCCGGUGCGAUGCUCUUCACGAACAACCGGUUGGCAAGAAACCGAAUCCAGAACGAUCUCUAUCGCCCUACGCAAGACACCAAGAAGACUCACUCUCGGCAGCCCUCUUCUUGAUAUGCUGUGUCCAGGGAUGUCAUUUAGGCCCCGGCCCCAGUUUCAAGAUCACCCUAGAAACCUUUUUCUUCGCACUCAAACUCUCUCCCUCGAUCGGUUCCUCCUCAAUGCUCGACAGCCCGCUGUCCGAGCUUGGAUCCUCCUCCACAAGCGUUGUCGACGUAGGCUGCGUGCUGCUGCUACUGAUGCUUGAAACGGGCUUCUUCGCUGUCCGAUCUCGCAAUACCCGCGAGGUGGGAGCAGGUGCAGCUUUGGCAGACAGUGAGACGGGACUUCUGUCGAGAUCAGCAAACAGCUCCAACGUGCGGUCGAGCCAAGGAUGGGCAUUCUUAGGCGGAAGAGAAGGUCGGCCGCCCCGUCGUUUCUUCGUAGCUU
Molecule: messenger RNA, 747 nt
Organism: Mycena citricolor
Lineage: Eukaryota; Fungi; Basidiomycota; Agaricomycetes; Agaricales; Mycenaceae
Source: the annotation of a GenBank genome assembly